This is a messenger RNA of Hirundo rustica (Barn swallow), 4256 nucleotides long. RefSeq names its product leucine rich repeat containing G protein-coupled receptor 5 (gene LGR5). Gene Ontology annotation, cellular component: membrane. Bases 1 to 2733 code for a protein of 910 amino acids. The transcript is spliced from 18 exons. Gene Ontology annotation, biological process: G protein-coupled receptor signaling pathway. The record is from RefSeq and is a predicted model, not a curated record. Gene Ontology annotation, molecular function: G protein-coupled receptor activity; protein binding; protein-hormone receptor activity. Lineage: Eukaryota; Metazoa; Chordata; Aves; Passeriformes; Hirundinidae.
AUGGCGACGACCCGCUCUGCCCGCGCCCUCCUGCUGCUGCCGCUGCUGCUGCUGUGCCCGCCGGCGCUGCGGCGGGGGGCGCGGGGCGGCGGGCAGCGCCCGCGGGGCUGUCCGGCGCCGUGCCGCUGCGAGCUGGACGGAGUGCUGCUCCGCGCCGACUGCUCCGACCGCGGCCUCACCGCCGUGCCCGCCAACCUCAGCGUCUUCACCUCCUACCUUGAUCUCAGUAUGAACAACAUUACUAAGCUGCCCUCAAACCCUGUGCACAAUCUCCGCUUCCUGGAAGAGCUACGUCUUGCAGGAAAUGGCUUGACAUACAUUCCUAAGGGAGCGUUUGCUGGCCUUUUCAGUCUUAAAGUGCUGAUGCUGCAGAAUAACCAGCUACGCCAGGUUCCUACCGAAGCACUCCAGAACCUGCGCAGCCUGCAGUCUCUGCGUCUGGAUGCCAACCACAUCAACUAUGUACCCCCCAACUGCUUCAAUGGCUUGGUCUCCCUUAGACACCUGUGGCUAGACGAUAAUUCCUUGACAGAAAUCCCUGUCCAAGCUUUUAGGAGUUUACCAGCACUUCAGGCAAUGACAUUGGCGCUGAAUAAAAUUCAUUACAUACCAGACUAUGCCUUUGGAAACCUCUCCAGUUUGGUAGUUCUACAUCUCCAUAACAAUAGAAUCUAUUCCCUGGGAAAGAAAUGCUUUGAUGGGCUCCACAGCCUAGAGACAUUAGAUUUAAAUUACAACAGUCUGGACGAGUUCCCCACUGCUAUCAGGACACUAACAAACCUAAAAGAACUGGGAUUUCAUAGCAAUAACAUCAAGUCAAUACCUGAGCGUGCAUUUGUGGGUAAUCCUUCACUUAUUACAAUACAUUUUUAUGAUAACCCUAUCCAGCUCGUUGGAAAAUCUGCUUUUCAACACUUACCAGAACUAAGAACUCUGACUUUAAAUGGUGCUUCACAGUUAACAGAGUUUCCUGAUCUGACAGGGACUACAAGCCUGGAGAGCUUGACACUCACAGGAGCACAGAUCACCUCUCUCCCCAAAUCAGCUUGUGACCAGUUACCUAAUCUCCAAGUGCUAGAUCUGUCUUAUAACCUGCUGGAAGAUUUACCCUGUUUUACUGCAUGUAAAAAACUGCAAAAAAUUGACUUGCAUCACAAUGAAAUCGCUGAAAUCAAAGCAGACACGUUUCGGCAGCUGGCUGCUCUUCGGUCUCUGGAUUUAGCUUGGAACAAAAUUAAAAUUAUUCACCCCAAUGCCUUUUCCUCUCUACCAUCUCUGAUCAAACUGGAUGUGUCAUCCAACCUUUUGUCCUCUUUUCCUGUGACGGGGCUACAUGGUUUAACUCAUUUAAAAUUAACAGGAAAUCAUGCCCUACAAAGUUUGAUAACAUCUGAAAAUUUUCCAGAACUCAAGGUUAUGGAAAUGCCUUAUGCCUAUCAAUGCUGUGCCUUUGGAGCUUGUGAGAACCACUACAGAAUCUCCAGCCAAUGGAACAAAGAUGAUAAUAGCAGCAUUGAUGACUUUCAUAGAAAGGAUGCUGGACUGUUACAAAUUCAAGAUGAACGUGAUUUUGAGGACUUUUUUCUUGACUUUGAAGAAGAUUUGAAAUCUCACCAUUCAGUGCAAUGUUCACCUUCCCCAGGUCCCUUCAAACCCUGUGACCAUCUCUUUGGUAGCUGGCUGAUCAGAAUUGGAGUGUGGACCAUAGUGGGUUUGACCUUUAUUUGCAAUGCAUUGGUGUCUGCUACAGUUUUCAGAUCUCCAUUGUAUAUGUCCUCCAUAAAACUUUUGAUUGGUUUAAUAGCCAUUGUAAAUGCCCUGAUGGGUCUGGCAAGCGGAGUACUGGCUAGUGUGGAUGCAUCCACUUUUGGUAGCUUUGCUCGGUAUGGAGCACAGUGGGAAAGUGGAAUUGGUUGCCAAAUAACUGGCCUUCUCUCCAUUUUUGCUUCAGAGGCUUCCAUAUUCCUCCUUACCCUAGCUGCGCUCGAACGUGCAUUCUCUGUAAAGCAUGCUACAAAGUUUGAAACAAAAUCCUCCAUUGCUAGUGUAAAAAUUGCCAUUUUCUUUUGCUUUAUGUUGGCACUAAUCAUUGCGGUGAUACCUCUUCUCACUGGAAGUGAGUAUGGGGUUUCUCCGCUUUGUUUGCCACUCCCGUUCGGCGAGUCCACUGCUAUGGGCUACAUGGUAGCACUGGUAUUGCUGAACUCCCUUUGCUUUCUGGUAAUGACUGUUGCUUAUACAAAGCUCUACUGUAGUUUAGAAAAGGGAGAACUAGACAACAUUUGGGAUUGCUCUAUGGUCAAACAUAUAGCCUUGCUACUUUUUACUAAUUGCAUUCUUUAUUGCCCUGUGGCCUUCUUAUCUUUUUCCUCCUUAUUAAACCUCACUUUUAUCAGCCCAGAAGUGAUUAAGUCAAUACUUCUAGUGAUUGUCCCACUGCCAGCAUGUCUAAACCCACUGCUUUAUAUACUUUUCAAUCCACAUUUUAAGGAGGAUUUGGGAAGUCUGCGAAAGCAAACUUUGAUAUGGAGGAGAUCAAAACAUGCUAGUCUGAUCUCUGUGAAUUCAGAAGACAUAGAAAAACAAUCUUGUGACUCAACACAGGCACUGGUAACCUUCACUAGUGCCAGCAUAUCAUAUGACAUGCCCACCAGCAGUUCGCUAAUGCCACCCACUUAUCAAAUGACAGAAGGCUGCAACCUUUCGUCAGUUGCAUUUGUUCCCUGUCGCUAGUUGCAGAAACAGUACAGAAAAUACCUCUGUUUACAAAAUUUUCAAUCCCAAAAGUAAGCGUGGAUGUGUGCGUAUGAGUGUAGAGAGUGCCUCUAAAUUAUUGACACAUCUCAGAAAACAGCUGAUGACAAAACUUGCAGCAGGCCUAAAAUCCAGUACUUGAGCCUGCUCAGCCUGCUCCCAAAAUGCUGAAAUAAAGAGAGGAAAUGAAAGCUGCUGAAGUUUGUGCAGUUGUAUCAGCUGCUCUCUUUUAAAGUGGCACUACUCAGAAAGGACAUCAAGUUGGUCAAGAACAAAAAUAGCAUAUUAAAUUUGUAACAUUUUUUCAAAGCAUCACCUGAUGUUUUCAGAGGUUGGGUUAUUUUUCCCUGUUUAUUGCAAUUUGGCUUUAAUUAUAGUUUUUCAGUGCCAUGAUUGUUUUUUAUAAGCAUCUGUGUUUGGCCUUUGUUCAGCAAAGUAUCUAAGCGGAAGAGUCGUCCUGGUCAAGUCCUAAAGGUUUCUGCAGAAUACCCUUUGAUGAUGUUCCAUGUUUGAUAAAGCUGAUUAAAUGGUUUAACUGGCAUUGGGUUUGGGGUUCGGAAGUCUUCUAACUUGACAAAACAUUUUUAAUUGUCAGCAGAAGCUAAAAAAUUAACAUGAUGUGAAAGAAGUUAAUCAAAACCCUGUUAAGCAUUUAAAAUAUAAUUGUAAAUGGCAAGGCAUUGUCACAUGAGUAUUUUUCUAAUGAGGUUCUGCACAGUUUGGUCCUGAAUUGCUUUCAUGCCAGUAAAAUUACUCCCAGAAUUACUUUGAUAAAAUUGGCAGAUGACUCAUUUAAUCUGAAGGUGGAAAUUACUACAUAGAAAGUCAUCAAUAUAAAAAAAUUGGCAUGCUGAGAACUAUUAAAGGACACCAAAGACACUCAGACAGAAACGUUCAUUUAAGGUAAUUUGUCUAGGAACAAAAACUGUAAUCCUGCUCAUGGCAUGAUCUCUGUCUCAUGAAUCAGACAGAGUGAUUCUAGAAAGCUGCUAGUUCAUAGUAUCUAGUCAGUUAAGAUUUAGAGGUUACUGUGUCCUUUUGGAUAAGGAUAGCCAAUAUCCUUAGCUAAGGCAAGAUCAAGUAGGAGUGAAGAGAUUGUGUAAUCUGCGUUCUUAGCACUGAUGCAAGCACUCCCGGGAUAUUUCAAAUGCUUAUAGCAUUCACAUGUUGUAAAGAAUAUUGUGAAAUUGGAGAGGGUAUGAAUGUCAUAAAUUUAAAAGAACUUAAGAAAUAAAUUAUUUGAUCAGCGUUUAUAAGUAGCUGCUUCUGCAAUACAGAAGUUUGAAGGCAGAGGACUACUCAUCUGAGAGGAGAAAAAUCUGGUAUGGUCAACUGGAUAUUGAUAUUAGGCAUAUUGCAGUAUAGGAAUAAAGGUGAAAAUAGUUGACAGAGAUGGUCAUUAGCUAGUGAAAAUACUGUCACCAAAAAUCUCUACAUUCAUAUUGGAUAUAUUGCCAAAAAAGAUACUGGAGUAGCUGUUGAAAUUCAGGGACUUCUGAUGG